GAGAUUCUGUUUUGCUCACUCUAUGUCAAUGUUUUAGCCUGUGUUACACUACUGUUAAAAUGGAUAAAAGGAAGCAACCAUACAGUGUUACAGCGUCUUCUCUGGUUGAUUUGAAAGCGGAAUUAUAUCGGAAGCAAGAGCAAUUUAAGCACGACAGACUUGGCCAAGAUGCAGGAGGAGGUGCACAGAAGUCCAAGACAAAGAUAAAAAAGCCUAAUAUCUGGAGUAAACAGAAUGAAGGAGUCAAUGCUCGAGCACAGAAGGACGUUCAGCAAACGACUGAAGAAGAAAACACACUAGAUAAAUCUAGGCAGAAACUGGAGGAAAAGGCACGUCUUUAUGAACAAAUGACGAAAGGAGAUUUCCCAGAUGAGGAGACAGAAAGUCUUUUUCUGGUGGACUUCACCCAGAAGAUCAUCAACCAGAGGAAUGAGCCACAGACAUGCACUGCAGACCGAGAUGGAGAGGACUCUGAUGUGAAAGUGCCCGUUCCACCUCCACAGAACACAAAUGAGGAAUGGGUGGACUAUGUUGAUGCGUUGGGACGUUCUCGAAGAUGUCUAAGGAAAGACCUACCAGAUUUUCAGAAAAUGGAUGAAGAUCUUCACAAUAAGAGGGUGACUGGUGCUGACAAACAUCUGUUGUCUGAAGACAUGAGGAGAGAAAUGCAGAGAGAAGAGUGGGAGAGAGAGGAGGAGGAGCAGAUGAAGAGGCCUGUCGGACCCAUUCACUAUGAAAAUAUUAGAGACCAAGAGGCCAGAGAGCUGGGUGUUGGGUAUUUUGCUUUUGCUCAUGAUGAAGACCAACGCAGAAAACAGAGAGAAACGUUAGACAUGCUGAGAGACCAGACCACUGAGCAGCGCAGCAAACGUGAGCAGCUAAAAGAGAAGCGGAAAGCUCUGCUCGAGGCCCGACUUGCUAAAGUGAGGAUGAGAAGGAUGAAGAAUGGCAAGAUGGAGUUAGGGGAUGAACAAGUUGCUCCUGCAGCUGAUGGUGCUGAGAAUGAUGAAGAUGACAAAGAUGAAGGUUUGGUUGGACCUCUUGCUCCUGCAAAAGUGCAGAAAGUGGAGGUGGAGAUUCAGGAGAGAAAAGACACCAAACCUGGCGUUCCUCAUGUACGAGAGUGGGACAGAGGCAAAGAGUUUUCCUGGGGUCAGUGGACCAGUCGGCGUCGAGAGGAGCGAGACUCAGAGUUUGCUCCUCCCUCCGCUUAUUUUGCAGAGGACAGGAGGGCUAAUACCAGCAGAGGAGGGCAGAGCAAAGGAAAACAUGCCUUCAAGUGGCCUGAAUCCCAAAGCGCAGCAGAAGGACACACAGAGAACACAUCUAACCCUAUAUAUGCUUCUGAGAUGCCCACAUAUAAACAGCCUUCUCAAACACAGACUGCUCAAACACAGAGUCUGGACGACCUGCUGUCGUACUACAAACACUCCACAUGAACAAGUGCAAGCCAGAAAAUCAUGUGGUAACUAAAGAAACUGCUUCAAAUUGGAUGCGUUAUUUUCAAAAAGGACGGUUUAACUGUAUAAACAUGUAACCUAAAUGCGAAAAUAGAAUAAAAGUUGAUCUUGA
Danio aesculapii is the source of this 1572-nucleotide messenger RNA. RefSeq names its product coiled-coil domain containing 174 (gene ccdc174). The record is from RefSeq and is a predicted model, not a curated record. Gene Ontology annotation, cellular component: nucleus. Lineage: Eukaryota; Metazoa; Chordata; Actinopteri; Cypriniformes; Danionidae. Bases 60 to 1439 code for a protein of 459 amino acids. The transcript has 11 exons.